This is a messenger RNA of Hordeum vulgare subsp. vulgare (domesticated barley), 1693 nucleotides long. Its product is annotated as putative mannan endo-1,4-beta-mannosidase 9. The record is from RefSeq and is a predicted model, not a curated record. Gene Ontology annotation, molecular function: hydrolase activity, hydrolyzing O-glycosyl compounds. Bases 153 to 1454 code for a protein of 433 amino acids. The transcript is spliced from 4 exons. Lineage: Eukaryota; Viridiplantae; Streptophyta; Magnoliopsida; Poales; Poaceae.
CCUGCCCAUUUCGUGUCGCCAUGCAGGAGCCCUCGCCUAUAUAACGCGAGCUAGCACUCGUCUCCAUGCACAACAUAGUAUUCGCAGCAAAGAAAUAUUGCACCCUACAUCUGAUCACCUGCACGACGUCGCCACAGUAGCUUCGGUUUGGCAUGCAUACAUACAUAGGCAUGGGCACCGGCAACGUCAGGCGGCUGAUGGCCGUGUCGUGUCUGGCCGUCCUGGCCCUCGCCGCCGACGCGCGCCGGCCGAGCGUCCACCACGCCGUCGUCCCGGCCCAGGCCCCGGCCCUAAACAACGCCGGGGAACUAGGGGCUGGGACCCGAGGAUUCGCGAGGGCGGACGGGGCACGGUUCACGGUGGGCGGCCGGCCGUUCUACCCGAACGGCUUCAACGCGUACUGGCUCAUGUACAUGGCGUCGAACCCCGGCGACCGGAGCAAGGUGCUGGACACGCUGGACCAGGCGUCCCGCGUCGGCGCGACGAUCAUCAGGACGUGGGCCUUCAACGACGGCGGCAGCAACCGGCCGCUGCAGAUCACCCCGGGCGUCUACAGCGAGGAGGUGUUCGUGGGAGUGGACUUCGUGGUGGCCGAAGCGAAGAAGCGAGGUCUCUAUUUGAUCCUGAGCUUGACGAACAACUGGGGUGACUUUGGCGGGAAGAGACAGUACGUGCAGUGGGCCAAAGAGCAGGGCCAUAACCUGAGCUCCGACGACGACUUCUUCACGGACCGCCUCACCCAGCGCUUCUACAUGAACCACAUCAAGAGGGUGCUCACGAGAGUCAACAACUUCACGGGAGUGGCGUACAAGGACGAGCCCACCAUCUUUGCAUGGGAGCUGAUGAACGAGCCCCGCGUCCCCAGCGACCUCUCCGGGAAGACCAUGCAGGCCUGGGUGGCGCUCAUGUCCUCCUACGUCAAGUCCAUCGACGACAAGCACAUGGUGGAGAUCGGCCUCGAGGGGUUCUACGGCGACACCGCGCCGGAGCGCAGGCGGUUCAACCCCGGCGGUAGUUACAGCGCGGGCACCGACUUCAUCGGAAACAACCGCAUCCCCACCGUCGACUUCGCCACCAUCCACUCGUACCCCGACCAGUGGGUGCCGGGGUCGACAAGCGAGCAGCAGGUGGAGUUCAUGAAGAAAUGGAUGGCGUCGCACAUCGAGGACGCGGCGGCGGCGCUGCGGAAGCCGCUGCUGGUGGCGGAGUUCGGCUGGAAGUCGAGCGGCAACGCGGCGGUGGCGGCGCGGGACGACUACUUGCGCAUGGUGUACGACGCCAUCUACGCGUCGGUGAAGGGAGGCGGGCCGUGCGCCGGGGGCCUCUUCUGGCAGGUGAUGGCGCCCGGGAUGGAGAGCUGGGCAGACGGCUAUGAAGUCGUGCUUGAGCGCAGCUCCACCACCGCCGCCGUCGUCUCCCAGGAGUGCGCUAGGAUCGGCGGAAUCACGCCCUGAGGCUAGCUUGGGUGUGCGUUCCGGCUCGCGCGCGGGCGUUGGGGGCAUGCAGCUACCAUGCAGGAAGGAAGCAAGGACCCACGAGUCGUGUUAUUAGUUAGGGUAAUAAUUGCACUCGGCUAAUUACGUCAAGAUUUUCUCACAAAUAAAGGCUAACAUAUGUAGUAGUAUGUGCCAUACCGAGUAGAGAUAACUCCCGAUUGUAAAAUACUAAUAAAGAAUAAAGGUUAUUUUUUGAG